CCGGGCCAGCGGCAGCCGAGGGCCGCGCGGCCGGGGGCUCGGGGACUCGCUGCGCGUGCAGAGCGCGGGCCCUGCGGGGAUGGGGGCUGCCCUCGGGGCUUGAGCUCGCCCGCCCACUCGCCGCCCCGCCCCGGCCGCUCUGUCCCUACCCGCCUCCUGCUUCCCGGGGGCCGUGGGGCAUUAGCCGACGAGGAAGCAUGCUGGUCGUCGGCUGCGCGCUGCUGACCGUUCUGCUCGCCGCGCCGGGGACGGCGCUGACCCCAGACCGCUGUCCCGCGCCGGAGUUGGCGAGUGACGUGCUGAGCAGCCUGCCGGGGGCCACCGUUACCCUGACCUGCCCAGGUGGGGAUCAGGAAGACAAUGCCACCAUUCACUGGGUGUACAGGAAUCAGGUCGCAGACUCACAUGGGGACAGACUGGCUGGCGAGGGAAGGGGGCUGCUUCUGAGGUCAGUGCAGCUCCACGACUCUGGAAACUAUUCGUGCUACCAGGACGGCCGCCCGGCUGGGAGUGUGCAUCUGCUGGUGGACGCCCCUCUUGAGGAGCCCCAGUUCUCCUGCUCCCGGAAGAGCCCCAUCGUCAAUGUUCUUUGUGAGUGGAGCCCUCAGAGCCCCCCCUCGCCGAGCACCAGGGCUGUGCUACUGUUGAGGAAGUUUCCCUUGGAAGAAUUCCAGAGGCCAUGCAAGUAUUCUCCAGAGACCCAGAAGUUCUCUUGCCAGUUGGUGGUCCCAGAGGGAGACAACUCUUUCUACAUAGUGUCUCUGUGUGUCACCAACAGUGUUGGGAGCAAGCUCAGCAAAGCCCAAACAUUUGAGGGGUACACAGUCUUGCAGCCCGACCCACCUGUCAACAUCACAGUCACUGCUGUGGACCGGAAGCCCCGCUGGCUCAAUGUCACCUGGGAAUACCCCCCCUCCUGGAACUCAUAUUUCUAUAGGCUGCGGUUUGAGCUCCGGUACCGCGCUGAACGAUCAAAGACAUUCACAGUGUGGAUGGCCAAGGACUUCCAGAAUUACGGGGUCAUCAACGAUGCCUGGAGGGGCAUGAGGCACGUGGUGCAGAUUCGGGCCCAGGAGGAGUUUGGGCAUGGCGACUGGAGCGAGUGGAGCCAGGAGGCCAUGGGCACCCCUUGGAUAGAAUCCAGAACUUCUCCAGCUGAGACCACCGUGUCCCUCUCCACCCAGGCACCUACUACUACUGAAGAUGAUGAAAAUACUCUCCCUAAAGAUUCUGCAAAUGCAACAAGCUUCCCAGUGCAAGAUUCCUCUUCGGCAGCGCUGCCCACUUACCUGGUGGUCGGCGGGAGCCUGGCCUUCGGCACGCUGCUCUGCAUCGGCAUCAUCCUGAGGUUCAAGAAGACGUGGAAGCUGCAGGCUCUGAGAGAAGGCAAGACGAGCACGCACCCGCCGUAUUCUCUGGGACAGCUGGUCCCUGAGAGGCCCAAGCCCACCCCAGUGCUGGUUCCCCUCAUCUCCCCGCCAGUGUCCCCCAGCAGCCUUGGGUCUGACAACAUCUCGAGGCACAGCCGGCCAGAUGCCAGGGGCCCUCAGAGCCCUUAUGACAUCAGCAAUAGGGACUACUUCUUCCCCAGAUAGUUGGCUGGGUAUGCUCGGCAGGUUGGGGGGUCAGGCCUGCUGAACCGUGUGGACAACGCAGCAUGAACUGGCUUAGCAAAAGACGCUUUCACUGCCGUUCCAGUUCGUCUCAGGUGUGUGGGGCCUCCGGCUUCACAUCCCAGAAGGGCCUCACAGAAGGUUCUAUGCUGGGUGAAAAUAGAUUUGCUGCCGCUGUUCAGAAGGAAGAGGUGGUUGAGUGUUUGAGCCGCCCUCACCCAAAUGUUCCGCUUAAGGGGAUCAGCGUGCACUCAGGCCCCCAUGGAAAGAGCAGUGCCAAGGCCCCACUGGACACCCAGGUGGGCAGAGUCGGGCAGUUGCGGAGGCCUGGGACCCACCGGGCUUGGUGUGGACAAACUGCUGGCUGCUUGCAUGCCCCUUCCCCGCGACCUGCACCCGCAAGCAGGAGGCCUGAUUUCCAGUCAAAGACUCCCCUGGUUGCCCAUCUCCUGGCCCACUGCACAGUUUCAUCUUCUAGCUCAAAUUCUUGAAACCCAAGUGCCUUUAUAAUUCAGUUUUUCUAGGCCUGAGGACAACCUUCCUUAAACCACCGAGGCUGGGGGAGGCUCUCACCUGUCUGUACCUGAAAAACUGCUGAGGAGGAUGGAUAGUAUCUCAGGGCCUGAUGGUUUGACAUGGAAUUGUAAUUAGUUCCUCAUUAGCAUUUUGCUGAAUGCAUAUGAUAAUCCUUGGCACUUGCUGAAUUCAGAAGCAACCUACUGCUCAGUUUCCCACUUUGGAUCCCAGGACUUCCGCAGGAGGGAAGCAGAAGAGGCUCUUCAUAUUCCCUGUAGAAAAUCAAUGUUCCCUGUCCCCUGCCCCUGUCCCCCCAAAAGAAGGGGCGGCUUCUACCAUUGGUUUGAUCAAAACUGUUUCACUCCAGCUUUGUUUUGUUUCCAACUGAGCCCGAGUAACCAGGGACGAUGAGAUGCUUAAUGGGAAAACAUAAAAAGAACCAAGCAAGAGUGUCUUUUAAUUCACUUUUCAAAAAAAUUGCUAUUUUCUCUUGAAAGGGUUGGAAGACCCAGUAUUAGCUGAGUGUCAGUAUAUAAAUAACUUGGGGCAAAGCACAGUCAUUUUUUUAGCACAAAAUGGAGCCACGUGAAAAAGGAGGAGAAAAAAUAUUUUCCCCUAGUAGAGAAGAGACUGGUUUCAUUCUAAAUUUUGUUUUUGUCUUAAAAAGUGAAAUAACAGACUGCCUCAUCUCUAAAUCAGGGGAAAAGCAGAUGGUUAACUACUCCCCCAGGCGGCGGUGAAGGAAAUGGUAUCCAGCUCCCACCUGGCCGUAUUGCUGGGAAGCAAGCCGCCUUCGGUUCCCAAGCAGGGUCUGUUGAAAAUCCCCACUGGAGGAAGCCAGGAGCCCACGGUUAACAGAGGGAGGUUUAUUGAAAAAAAGAAAAUCCCUUACCUUGGUUCUUCGGUCUUUUUAUUUAGUUCCUUGAAUUUGAUUCAGUUCCACUAGAAUCGAAGCACCCACUCGGUGUCUAACCAGGACAUGCCACUAAAUCACUUGAGCUCACUUUUCAGUCCAGGCUUUGAAUAUUCAGUGAUGUUAGUGGUUAUCCAAACUAGUACCCUCAAGUAUCAUAGGGCGUCCUGGAAUGAAGUUAUGAUUAGAAUCGGACAUGUAACCACAACUACAAAUGUACCAGACCACAAAAUUUUUCUAGUAGCCUAACUACCCUUUUCAAAAAACAACCACCAGCAACGGACAGGUGGCAGGAGGAUGAAAAUGACCUGUUUUAUUUACCAUUCGCCAGGUUCAGACAGUUACUAUCUUGGGCGCAGAGGGGUUUUCAUUGCUGACUUUGUAAAUUUCAGCUCCUGUUGCUGCUUUAGGCAGCUAAUUAUAAAUUGACAUAAGUGAGGCAGGUGGGUUUUUUCCUUUAUAAAGUUUCUCUGAGGACAGCAAAAAUGAGACUCUGUAGAUGAGAAAGGGUGAUUCCGUGACCACAGUUCUUUGACCCUUUACAAGGGUUUACGCACAUCACCAAAGCCAGGCAGAGCCCUGCUAAUGGAAGAUGUGAAAUCCAGAUAGCUCGUUAUUGCCGAGAGCUAGGCAGCUUUGAUCUCCAAAUUGUUAUUGCUUUCAUUAUUAUUGUAACGGAACUGCUUUUUUUUGGAUACUGAAUAGGGUAUUUUUUCCCCCUUUUUUUUUUUAAAAGCUAGUGGAAAUGAAGGAAAAAUAUUCGUCUUCUCUGGGUUAUAGGCCUAGCUUAGGACACUGUAAGCUUUCUCUGUCCUUGAAUUGAUGAUGGUCAGUGAACAUGUGUUUCAACCCACAGGCCAUUCUUACCUGUGUUUCUGCAGCCAGCACACGUGUGCUUUUAUCCUCAACAGUGGUGGACUCUCUGCCACACAGCCAGAUGUAAAAUGUAAAACAAACGACAAUAGCAAUUUUUUAAAUUGAAGUAUCGUUGAUAAACAAUCUUAUAUUGGUUUCAAAUAGGCAACACAGUGAGUGGUUCAACAGUUGUCCAUAUUAAAUCCUCACCCCCCUAGUGCGGUUACUACCUGUCAGCAUAGGAAAAUGUUGCAGAAUCAUUGACUAUAUUCUCCACGCUGUACUAUUGUUCCUGUGACCAACUUAUAUUAUGAUUGAGAAUUUUUGUGUCCCUUUAUCCCCCUCCCCUCCCCCAUCUAGCCCAACCCCUCCCCCAUGGCAACCAUCAGUCACUUUUCAGCAUCUGUGAAUCUACUGCUGUUCAUUCUGUUUUGCUUUGUUCUUAUAUCCCACGAAUAAGUGAAAUCAUUUGGUAUGUCUUUCUCUGCCUGGCUUAUUUCACUUAGUAUAAUACCCUCUAGGUCCAUCCAUGUUGGGGGCAACAGCAAUUUGUAUUAAAUAUGACAACUUAUCCUGCUGGGUGGGAAAAGUUGAAAAAUAUGCUGGUUCAAGGUCUAAAGUGGUCAUUAAUUCUUGUAGCAUUAAUGAAAAAAAUUUUUUUUGUUAAUGUCAAGGAGGUAUCAUGGAAUGUGCCUACAAAGCCUUUGGUAACUGAGAGCUCUUUACGCUGAUGGAGCUUUGGCCCUUGCGGUUGUUUGCCAGGCUCUGGGCUCCACGGAGUCCCCACUGCCACUUCCCUCCUGUCCCAAGGGAAGGAAACACCUUUACGAGGUGCGGCAUCUUCUGCGGGAGCAAGGUUGGGGGCGCACCUGGGGUGAACAGAGCCCAGUGGGGCAUGCUGGGAGGGGGAGUGGUUUGUGGGGUUCCUGCAGAGCGUUCAGGAAUGCCUCACCUGGGCGCCUUGGUGCUGAGCUAUAUCGCCAGCAAAUAUAUUUGCCAUCAUCAGAGCUCCUUAAGGUUGACCCAUCUGGGGAGGAGGCUGACAUCCAGCUCCAGGUGGAGUUGGUGAGAGAUUUAUCCCAACUUGGAGAAGCAGGAACAACUGGUGGUCCUUCAGAGCAUGAGCACGAACGCCGGCUUUCCCCUGCGGCAGUUGGAGGCAGGGUGGAUACUGGAAGGAACGCCAGCUGGCUCAGGUUCUGUGCUGGCGUUCCCUAAAGGUCCUUCCAUCGUCAUGUCCUCCAUGUGGCCUGGCGCCAGUGCCAGCAAGUUUCUAUGACAACCUUAAUGAUUAUUAAGGACCAGUGUCAGUUUUAUGAACAUACGCUCAAAAGGUCUGCUGUAGAAGGAAAGGAUUGGAACAGCAUGUAGGAAGGCUGUUAAUUAAUAAAACCGUGUUUGGACGGAGCUCACACAUCUAUUAAAUAGAAUACCUCAACUUCAUGUUGUUGUUUUUCGGAGAGAAAUAAUAGUUUCUAAGUUUAGUUUUUAUUUUUUUACCUAAUUACCUGAAAGUAAAUACCAAAGGCUGAUGUCGUUUGCAUAUGAGGCAAAGAGUCAGUAUGUUUUUCAAUGUCUUUUCUUUUCAUCAGCUAUUUUGCAUUUAAAGUGAAAAUUGUAAAUGUGUGAAAUAAAUAAUUUCUGAAAAUAUG
Manis pentadactyla (Chinese pangolin) is the source of this 5549-nucleotide messenger RNA. It is a transcript of the gene IL6R, whose product is annotated as interleukin 6 receptor. Gene Ontology annotation, cellular component: external side of plasma membrane; membrane. Bases 198 to 1595 code for a protein of 465 amino acids. Gene Ontology annotation, biological process: cytokine-mediated signaling pathway. NCBI's taxonomy places the organism in Eukaryota, Metazoa, Chordata, Mammalia, Pholidota, Manidae. The transcript is spliced from 10 exons. Gene Ontology annotation, molecular function: protein binding; cytokine receptor activity. The record is from RefSeq and is a predicted model, not a curated record.